GGAACUCCAAGGUCUCCUCGACGAGGACCACGUGGACAUUGAACUAGAAACUUCCUCGGACAGAGGCAGGCCGCCGAGCCAGUACACCGAGACCAUGUUUGCAGACUUUUUCUCGAGGUGGCGGGAUGCCACUCCAUACCUCCUUUUUUGCGCAUUCUUCUUUGCGUGGGGUGAUAUUCUCUUCGGCCUCGACACGGGGUCUUUUGGUUCGCUCGAGGCGCUGCCCUCUUUCCUGAACCAUUUCGGUGAAAAUGGCGCUUUGUCGACAUGGCAGAAGUCGGUCAUGAACUCAAUUGUCUGGCCUGGGAAGCUGGCCGGAGUAUUCGCCUUUGAGCCGUUGCUUCACCGUGUUGGGUAUAAAAAGUCGGUCUAUUUUUGUUGUGUUAUUCAAUUCAUAGCCAUCAUCAUUGAGAUCACUGCCAAGGAGUGGGUGCAAUACGAGAUUGGUCGCAUCUUGGCCUACUUCGCCGUUGGCAUCAUCGAGAAUGUCGUCCCUUCGUACCAGGCAGAGAUUUCUCCAGCAUCUCUCCGAGGCUUCAUCACCGGAUCUAUGAUCAGCGUGGUGACUCUGGGCAAUAUGUGGGGUGCAGGAAUGGGACAGGCCAUGGCCAAAUAUACAACAAACGCUGGCUGGCAGAUCCCCACGGGCGUACAGUUCAUCCCCGCACUCAUCCUCGCUGUGGCUAUACCCUUCACCAUUGAAUCCCCGCGUUGGCUGGUCCUGAAGGGGCGCAAGGAACAAGCUCUGCAGAACCUGAACAAGAUCCGCCCACAGAAGCUCAGCGAGAACGGAGUCACAAGUGCAGAGAUCGAUGCCAUCGACUUCGCCAUUGAGUCCAACGACGCUCUUGACCAGGGCUCUUGGUCAGAGCUGUUCAGGGGUACAUACCUGCGGAGGACUGUCGUUGCUGGGCUCCUCUUUUGGUUCCAACAGACGGCUGGCGGCCAGUUUGUCAAUUCCUACGGCCCUACGUUCUUCAAGCAGAUGGGCUAUGGCGAUCUGUCCUUCACCUACUCUUUCCUGGCGACAGUGGCUGGGUGCAUAGCUGCCACCAUAGGUAUGCUGUUCGUUGACAAGGUCGGCCGCAGGCCGCUCAUGAUCUCGGGCAUGUUCUUUGCUGCGCUGUUCAACUUCAUCAUCGCAGGGAUCGGCACCAAGGAGACUCUAUCAAAAGCCGAGACGAAUGCGGUCAUUGCAUCCCUCAUCCUGCUGAACGUUUCAUGCAAGUACUCGGCGAGUUUGACCGCCUAUCUGAUCACCUCAGAAAUCGGAGGGAUCAGAAUGAGGAAGAAGAUUAUGGCGUUCGCCACCGCCAUUGACGUGCUCUCUGCCUUCGUCAUCACGUUUUGUAUACCCUACCUGCUCGGCACCCCGGGCGCGAACCUUGGAGCGGGUGUAGGAUGGAUCCUCGGGGGAGAUGCCAUUCUCGGGUGCAUAUUUGCCAUCUUCUUUGUCCCUGAGCUCACGGGUCGGUCUCUAGAGGAAGUUGAUGAGCUCUUCGAGGCCAAAUUAUGGGCGUGGCAAUUCAAGGGCUACAAGACGUCCGGAAUUGGCCACAGGAUUGCCAUUCUUGAGGAGCACGAUGCUACUAACAAGGGUUUUGGAGAGGAGGUUACUAGAGAGGCGCCUGAGAGCUCGCAUUAGGACAAUGCUCAGAUUCGGCUCGGUCCAUGAAGGUAAUAACAUACCACCGAUCUAGAUCCAAUUAGAAUUCUAGAGAUUUACCUGAGACGCAUUGCUCCACACAGAGAAGCAAGAGGGCAAAUGCCACUGGACAUCCAGCGUACACUAGGCCUUUUCUAAUACUAUCAGUAUAGAAGAGAGAGCUUUUGGUCUAUUAAUCAAUGGCCUAUCAAAAGC
This is a messenger RNA of Cryphonectria parasitica EP155, 1861 nucleotides long. Its product is annotated as general substrate transporter. Gene Ontology annotation, cellular component: membrane. The transcript is spliced from 7 exons. Gene Ontology annotation, biological process: transmembrane transport; carbohydrate transport. The record is from RefSeq and is a predicted model, not a curated record. Gene Ontology annotation, molecular function: carbohydrate:proton symporter activity. Bases 95 to 1645 code for a protein of 516 amino acids. Lineage: Eukaryota; Fungi; Ascomycota; Sordariomycetes; Diaporthales; Cryphonectriaceae.